Molecule: messenger RNA, 2273 nt
Organism: Orcinus orca (killer whale)
Lineage: Eukaryota; Metazoa; Chordata; Mammalia; Artiodactyla; Delphinidae
Product: protein pitchfork-like
Exons: 6
Coding region: 1-618 (205 amino acids)
Biological process (GO): regulation of cell projection organization
Cellular component (GO): ciliary basal body
Molecular function (GO): cytoskeletal protein binding
Source: RefSeq, a predicted model, not a curated record
AUGCAGUACACAAACUCUGGCCCUGGUGGCACUGCUGAGAUGUGCUUCAAUAAAGCAGAGCCGCUGGUAAACUACUCCUUUGGAACAUGUCAACAGAGGAAGGUCUUUCCUCACUCCUGUCCCCCAAGCUUGUUGAGGAACAAGUUUCUCCCUUUUAGGGGAGAGCCCAACAGAGGGCCUGGAUGUUACAUAGCAGAAGAUAGGUAUGGCUUGGCAUACAACCUCUCUAAGGUCCCGACCAGUAUAAAAGGAUAUGCUUUGGGAGCCAGAACAGCCGUGAGGUUUAAGCCAAUUAACAAGGAUAUGACACCUUACCCAGGCAUGUACCAGACAGUCAAUCCUCGAGAGCAAAAACACAAACACAAUUUUGCUCCAUUUAAUUCUUUGCUGCCUCGAUUUAGGACAUACUUAAAGGACUCUUGUUAUCCUGGCCCCACCACAUACAACCCAGAGAUAAAGCCACCCAAAAAAGUCACCUGGCCAAUGAAAUUUGGAUCUCCAGACUGGGCUCAGGUUCCAUGUCUACAGAAAAGAACCCUGAGAGCAGAGCUGCCCACAGACAAAGACUUUAGAAAGCAUCGGAACCAUGUGGCCUACCUAAGCCUGUAUUACAACUGAAAAGCUGUGACUACCUUCACGUGUUCCUCCUGACCACAGACUCUCCAGGAUUGAGGACAGAGCUGCUCUUGUCCUGCAUUGCUCUGGCCCGCCUGUCUGCCAGCAUGGGGCACAGGGAGGGGCAAGGGACUCAUCACUACUAUAUGACAGCAUAAAGACUAGUUCAGAGGGCUCUCUCUCCAUGUGCUGGUUUGUUGUAUAUACAUGUAGAUGGGUCAAGGGGGUUUCUACUGAGUGUUCAGUGGGGUGGCUUCACUUUACUGAAAUAUUUGUGGGUCCCUGCCCUCUAGCUCUAAUUCCCAGGCACGAGUUUUAUGUUUUAUACCACUAGCCCUCGUGAUAGGUGACUGUUAGUCUAUACAUAUCAAGGAUUUGGAUGGCUUGCUUGGCCUUGUAUUUGGGCUUGCUAGAAGCAGAGGAUACUUAAAGGCAGUGUUAAUGUUUAGGUUUUAGGAGCUCUUCCAAGUGUCUGAGUUCCCCAGCAUGGAUUGGGGAGGUCCUGAUUUGAUUGCCUUUCCCAGAUUUGUGUAAAACUCACAGAAUCAAAAUAUCCCCCCUUUCCCAUUACAUCAUCUAUUUAGUCUUUCAGUCAUCAUCAUAUUGAGUUCCUACCAUGCAUCAGGCAGAGUGACAAACACUGGGGAUACAGCAAGAAUCAAAAUAAACUCACUUACUGGCUUCUUGAGCCUGGACUGAAGUAUGAGAAGGACUCCCCAGGGAGGCUAAUGGAUUGGAUCUGUUCCCCACUCCCAGUUUGAAUGAUGCCCUGAAGCCUUACAAGUUACUCUAGGUGUGUUAAGGUCAGAACUCAUAGCAGCCACAUUCAAUGUACUUAUCUAGACACUGGCCUGGGAGACAGGGCUUUUCCUUCCAGCACAAACUGAAAUAACUCAAGUAUGGUUCCUUCAGAAAGGGCAUUAAGUAUAGUCUACCUUAUCUUUUAAUGGGAAGGUCCUUUUGUGCCUACUUAGCCUUCUUAGUAAUUAUCAGACCGAUAGCAAGUCUUCAUGUGUCUGGAUACCAAAGAGUGAGAUGCUGCUAGUGCCUCAAAAAGCUGUAGCCUGAUGUACUCUUCAGGGUCAGCGUAUGAUAAGUGUUAGCUGGUGAAAGAAGCACUAGGAGUUGAAACCUAUUGGGAGUAUGAUGCUGAGAGGUCUAAUUCCUUAGGGGCCAAGAUCUUCUGAAGAAAAAUGGUGAAAGACAAGUCCACUGGAAAUCAAAUUAGAAUAUUGAGAUAAUGUUAAAUAUACCUCAGUCUAAAAACUUUUACUUCAUUUAAUCUGAUCAUUUAAAGAUUUCUCUUAUCUUGUCAAGAAGUAUUUUUAUGACUUGAGAUAAAUCAAGAUUAACAUCUCUCACCGCUUUUGCACACCUCCCUCCCUUUUCUCCUCUGGAUCCACACACAUGCUGCUUUUUCCAGAGGUGGUAAUUUAGCAUUCAUUAUUUUUUCUGACUUAGGGUCUUGGGCCCCUUCUUUGGAGGAUAUUGACAGGGAUGAGAGAACAUCUUUCACACUGUUUUUUGGUUCAUACUCUCAAGGCUUUUGCCAGGGAAGGCAACUCCCCUUUCUAAAAUAGUAAUCUGAUUUGACAAAAAGUAAAAAUUUUACUAUAGCUUCAGUUAACCUCCAGGGUCCCUUGAAAUGCUUAAUUGUA